GUGAAAAGAUAGUUAAUAUAUAGUCUUGGUUCCUUGGGAGUUUUAUUAGUUGCCAUGAAUUCCUAUGAAAAAUUUCUUAUGCUAACUUUUUCAGCAAUAGCUCUAAUUAUAGUUACUGAGAGUUACAGAACAAAACCAUUGGAAGAGGAGGAAAACACGUUGGAGAGUUUACUCAACUAUAUCAAUAAGUCUGCGAUCAAGAGUUUUCGGACUAAACAUGGCGAUACAUUGGAUUGCAUAGACAUUCACAAGCAGCUAGCCUUUAAUCAUCCUCUACUCAUAAACCAUUCUAUUCAGUUGAAGCCUACGACUAUACCUAAAUGGACCAUAAAUAAUAACAACAAUUCUGAGAAAGGUGGUUCCUUCCCGUUUAGACGAGAUGGUAUAAGUUGUCCACUUGGAACCGUGAUUGUUAAGAGGACCACACUGGAAGAUCUUAUACAAGCUCAGAGUUUGAAAUCCAUGGGCUUCAAAUCUUCAAGAUAUGUUUCUUCAAAGAGCAAGAACAUUGAUCUAUCUGGUUAUCAUUUUGCUGUGGCUCAGUACAAAAAAUUUCAUUAUGGAGCAAAGGGAAAUCUUAACAUCUGGGAACCCGAAGUUUCACCUAAUCAAUUCAGUCUUGCAAGUAUCACUAUCUCUGCAGGAUCAAAUGAACAGUUUCAAGGCAUUAGAGCUGGAUGGAUAGUGUACCAAUGGCUAAACAAGAAUCACAGCCGCUUAUACACAUAUUGGACAGCAGAUGGGUUUAACAAGACAGGUUGUUACAAUACAUUAUGUCCUGGCUUUGUACAAGUAAGCACUGAUAUCCCACUAGGUUACCUUCUUCAACCAGUUUCCACUUACGGUGGCAAACAAUACGAAGUAGGCAUCAACAUGUAUAAGGAUCAUAUUACAGGAAAUUGGUGGUUGGUGGCGUUCAAUAAUAAUUAUGUUGGAUACUGGCCAAAAUCAUUGUUCACAGAUGUUGGUUUAGGCCAUGGAGGAAGCUUGGCCUCAUGGGGAGGAGAAGUAUAUAGUCCAGUGAAAGAGAAGAGUCCAAGCAUGGGAAGUGGACAUUUCCCACAACAGAAAAGUUACACGAAAGUAGCCUAUAUGAAUGAUUUUGUAGUAUAUAAUGAUCUUGGAUCGGAAGGUAUGACUCCACCACUUGAUACUCUAAAGACAUUCUCAAGCACCCCGAAUUGUUACAAAGUCAAAAAGGACCAACCAUUGUUUGGUCAUGUUUGGGAUGACGCUAUCUUUUACGGAGGACCAGGAGGAUGCACAUUCUAGUUAUCGUGUUCUUAAGAUCUCUCCGCAUUAAUCAAGUAUCCUCAGUUUUUUCACUUUUUAAGUUGAAAAAUAAAACUUGGACCUUGUUUUCGAAAGAAUAACAGAAAUACAAGAAUGUCUUCCAAAUUUCUGUAACCGUUACAUAAGCCCAAGAUUAUGUGAAUAUCAUUAAUGCAAAUUAUGCAA
Molecule: messenger RNA, 1458 nt
Organism: Arabidopsis thaliana (thale cress)
Lineage: Eukaryota; Viridiplantae; Streptophyta; Magnoliopsida; Brassicales; Brassicaceae
Product: carboxyl-terminal peptidase
Exons: 7
Coding region: 55-1272 (405 amino acids)
Source: RefSeq, marked reviewed